AGUCCAGGCUGUCCUUACACGGCGAACAAUCGAUGCGCGUCGCAGCCUUUUCCUUUCCUUAUCCCGUUUAUAUAGUACGGCGACUUCCGCCCUUGCCGUUAAAGCAGUGCGAUCAUGGCGGAGCGCGUUCAGCAGCCCCCAGCUAAACGGCUCUGCUGCCGACCCGGGUAUAGCACGACAUGUAGACCGGGGCAGCGAGCCGGUGGAACCGUAUGCGGAGGUUCGGGUUCUGGUCAAGGGGGAUCCAGCAAAACCCAGAGCCCCGAAUCGCUUUUGGACAUUGCAGCGCGGAAAGUAGCGGAGAAGUGGCCGUUCCAACGGGUGGAGGAGCGUUUCGAGCGCAUCCCGGAGCCCGUACAGCGGCGGAUCGUGUACUGGUCUUUCCCGAGGAGCGAACGGGAGAUCUGCAUGUAUUCCUCGUUCAACACGGGCGGAGAGGAGAGCGCGUCCAGCGGGGAGAGCGUUGACGAGACGCGGUUACCGUUCCGACGCGGCAUCGCAUUGCUGGAGAGCGGCUGUGUGGACAACGUAUUACAAGUCGGUUUCCAUCUCAGCGGCACCGUAACAGAACCGGCCACGUCGUCCGAACCCGAGAUGGUGUGUAGCGUCGCCAUCAGCUUCGACCGCUGCAAGAUCACCUCUGUGACGUGCGGAUGCGGGAACAAGGACAUCUUCUACUGCGCACACGUGGUGGCGCUCUCCCUGUACCGCGUACGGAGGCCCGAGCAGGUCAAACUUCACCUGCCCAUCUCAGAGACUCUCUUCCAGAUGAACAGGGACCAGUUGCAGAAGUUUGUGCAGUAUCUCAUCACCGUCCACCACACCGAGGUUCUGCCCACGGCACAGAAGCUGGCCGACGAGAUCCUCUCGCAGAACUCGGAGAUCAACCAAGUCCACG
Messenger RNA from Rhinichthys klamathensis goyatoka, 898 nucleotides. Its product is annotated as zinc finger SWIM domain-containing protein 6-like. The record is from RefSeq and is a predicted model, not a curated record. Gene Ontology annotation, cellular component: Cul2-RING ubiquitin ligase complex. The annotation marks the transcript as partial. The transcript is spliced from 2 exons. NCBI's taxonomy places the organism in Eukaryota, Metazoa, Chordata, Actinopteri, Cypriniformes, Leuciscidae.